This is a messenger RNA of Triplophysa rosa, 2962 nucleotides long. RefSeq names its product phosphatidylserine decarboxylase (gene pisd). The coding region runs from base 604 to 1767 and encodes 387 amino acids. The record is from RefSeq and is a predicted model, not a curated record. Gene Ontology annotation, cellular component: mitochondrion. Gene Ontology annotation, molecular function: phosphatidylserine decarboxylase activity. NCBI's taxonomy places the organism in Eukaryota, Metazoa, Chordata, Actinopteri, Cypriniformes, Nemacheilidae. The transcript is spliced from 7 exons. Gene Ontology annotation, biological process: phosphatidylethanolamine biosynthetic process.
ACGUCUGGCUGCUUGAGACAAAGGCAUGCGGUCUUUGUGUAGGUGGUCCCGUUUUCCAGAAUAUGCCGACAGAGAACUGCCUUUGUUAUAUAUAGGCCUACCAACUGGUGGUCUACGGACAAAUACAAUCAAGGAAGUUCUGAUAUCCUUUUUUAACGCGUUAUUUUUAUCGUCGUAGGUUUUGACACAAGUUGCGCUGUUUCGCAAGCUCGUGAUGUUAGCAAAGAACAUUUCGCCACUUUCGUUUUCUGCAUUCAACUGAUUUCAGAUGCCGGGUUGGUAAACACCAUUACAAAACAAUUGCGAAAUGGGAAUUAUGAUGCUCGAGCAAACCAGAAAAUUAAUCGGUCUCGGUAUGUUGUAAGACUCGCAGUCGCGAUUGUGACAGAAGUAACGUUACAGUGAUGGAUACAUGCGCGUUUUCCAUCGCGUCCGUUUGAUUCCGUCAGUUAUAUUUCUCCGCGUGUAAUACACACCCCGUAACGUUCACAGCAUGUAUUAGUGUUAGUUAUGUGUGUGUCUAAGGAGGGGAAUAGGCACGUUGACAGCUAAAGUCAUUAAGUAGGAAGUUAAACCUUUACUCACUGCUCUGGCUAAUGUUUAAUGCUGACGUCACACGCGCUUAAAAGCAAUCAAUAUGUGAGUAACCUCAGUAGAGACCGUGAGCCUUCCGUUGUGUCUUUGUACUGGUUGCAGUUCCCACAACUGGCCUUGCGUCGACGUCUAGGCCAGCUGAGCUGCAUGUCCCGGCCCACUACCCGCCUUCGCUCAUGGCCUCUGUCCUUCCUCUACUACAUCCUGCCCUUCGGAGCACUGAAACCUCUCGCCAAAGUGGGCUGGAGGCCCACAAGCAGAGUUACGAUCUACAAAACCAUACCCACGAGAUUGCUCUCCAGAGCCUGGGGUCGGUUAAACCAGGUGGACCUGCCCACCUGGUUACGGAAACCAAUCUACAGUCUGUACAUAUGGACAUUUGGAGUCAACAUGAAAGAAGCGGCUGUGGAAGAUCUACAGCUCUACAGAAACCUGGGAGAGUUUUUCAGACGUAAACUCAAACCUCAGGCCAGACCAGUUUGUGACUCGCACUGCGUGAUCAGCCCAGCUGAUGGCAAGAUCCUUCAUUUCGGUCGUGUGAGGAACUGUGAAGUGGAGCAGGUGAAAGGCGUGACCUACUCCCUGGAGACGUUCCUUGGGCCACUCACCUGGACUGAAAAUCUUCUCAACAACAGAAAUGAGGACGACCCAGGCUCGUUCCAGGACACCCUGGUCACUAAGGAGGGGAAUGAGUUGUUUCACUGUGUAGUAUAUCUGGCUCCAGGAGACUACCACUGCUUCCACUCGCCUACAGACUGGAGAGUGGCACACAGACGACAUUUCCCAGGUUCUCUGAUGUCAGUGAAUCCAGGAAUUGCACGUUGGAUUAAGGAGCUUUUCUGUCACAAUGAGCGCGUGGUCUUGAGUGGAGAGUGGACACACGGCUUCUUUUCACUCACAGCUGUAGGGGCCACCAAUGUGGGAUCUAUACGCAUAUAUUUUGACAAGGAGUUACGCACCAACAACCCUCGCUACAACAAAGGCUCCUACAAUGACUUCAGUUACAUAUCAAACAACAACCGAGAAGGCAUUUCCAUGAGGAAAGGAGAACACCUGGGCGAGUUCAACCUGGGCUCCACUAUCGUCCUGUUGUUUGAAGCCCCACGGAAUUUCACCUUCAAUUUGCAAGCGGGCCAGAAGAUCCGCUUUGGAGAACCUCUCGGGACAAUGUGACAUUGAGGGAGAGGGUGACGGAAGUUGAUGGACACUCUGAUCUGCGUGCAGAUGCUUUCAGGGUCUCAAAAACUAAUACACUCACACUUGCAGAGGUGUACUCUGUUUAAACUGAGAUACAUGUGUGCUCAUAUGUACUCACUCAAACCAACACGGUUGUAUUGUUGCCAUUGGGAUCUCCCAGUUGUCGUUGCAUUGAAGGGUAAAUGUUUGUUUCUGUCUUUUGUUGUCAAAUACUUUAAGGCAACGCUUAGAUCAGGUUGUGGAGUAAAUUUGUUUUGCCUUGAAGCAUCAUCCAGCUUUUAUGUUUUGGGAUAAUUUCUUGAAGUAAACUGUUGGUUAGUUUUUUGUGUUUGCCCAUAUUGCCUUCGGCUGGAGUCAUCCAGGAUGUGUACAGUUGAUUUGCAAGCAUUGUAACGCACCUUUCACGUAUAAAAAAGAGGGAAUGUAUGUACAAGAGACGAUGGCUCUCUGGUUUAUCAAAGGCGCACGUCUCUAUCUUUAAUACAGUUUUUUUCCGUCCAACUUUUAUUCUUCACAUGGUGCGAGCAAUUUUGAGAAAACCAUUACAAGUUUUACUCACGUUGAGAGUUCUCGAAGAGUCAGACAUCAGUCGUCACUGCCAUCGUUCUGUGAUGUUGAAAUAUGCCUUUGCUUGUUGGUCUAGCGAUAAAUUGGGAGAUAAAUGUUGACUAGUAUUAUGUUUUUAUCUAAAUUUAAUUAGUGCCAAAAAACUUGAUAUGUUUUUACUAACAUGUUUUGCUCUAUCGAUGUGAAUUCUCUUGUGAUCUUUGGGCUUUGGAGUUUUGUUCUCGGAGAUUUGUUUGUAUUUUUCUUUGUUUUAUUAACAAGCAUGGAGAAAGUUCAACAGACUCUAGGAUAAAGAGACUCUUAAUUCCCCCGGUCUGGCCCACACUUGAAGAUAAGAGGAAGAAUUCCGAUACCAGAAGUUUGGAUCUCUGGACACAAUUUGGGCUGUCAAUAUAUUAACAAACCAAACACUUGAGCUUUUUUUGUGCACCUGUCCACACAUUUUUUCAGGAAAAAGUGUUAUUACAUUUGUUUAACUUAGACAUUAAUUACACCCUAGUACAGAGUGCAAGAAACUUUGUUAAUAAAUUUUGAAGAUAAUUUCAAAUGUUGUUUUUUUACAUUAAAAAACAUUUAAAAAUCUAGUUCUUACUUUUACUCAAGU